CUCCAUCAACACCAUUCACCUUCUACACCUACACACCCAAGACUGACAGACACUCAAAACUUUCAGACACACACACUCUCUCUCCCUCUCUGAGAAAUGGGGACACGAAUCCCUUCUCACCAGCUCAGUAGCGGGCUCUACGUCUCGGGUCGACCCGAACAGCUCAAGGAGCGGUUACCAACAAUGGCCUCGCGGGCCGUACCGUAUACCGGCGGUGACAUUAAGAAAUCUGGUGAGCUUGGAAAAAUGUUCGACAUCCCAGUCGUUGAUCCUUCAUCCAAUGGUCCUCCUUCCGCCAAGACAUCACGACCCUCAUCGUCUUCUCAGCACAACAGUGGAUCCGUCCGAUCCGGGCCAAACUCCGGCCCAGUAAGUAAGCAUACCAACUCUGGUCCGAUUCCGAAGAAAUUCUCCGGCCCCAUGGUACCGCUCCAGCCCACUGGGCUUAUCACGUCGGGUCCGCUGGUGUCUGGCCCACAGGGAUCCUCGGGUGGCGGGGGGAGGAGGUCGGGUCACAUGGAGCAUGCCGCGUCGACCGGGAAAGCAGUGUACGGGAUGGCCGUGACGAGCUUGAGUGAGGGGGUGAAGGUAGGGUUUAGGGUUUCUAAGGCGGUGGUGUGGGUUUUCCUGGUGGUAGUGGCGAUGGGUUUGCUUGUGGGGGCUUUUUUAAUGGUAGCGGUAAAGAAGGCGGUGAUUCUGGUGUCGGUGGCGGGGAUUCUGGUACCGGUGGUGGUGUUGGUAAUGUGGAAUUACUUUUGGGGGAAGAGAGGUUUGAUAGGGUUUGUGAAGAAGUAUCCUGAUGCUGAGCUUAGAGGUGCCAUUGAUGGACAGUACGUCAAGGUUACUGGGGUUGUCACUUGUGGCAGCAUUCCUCUGGAAUCAUCCUACCAAAAAGAAACUAGGUGUGUGUAUGUUUCCACAGAGUUGUAUGAAUAUAAAGGAUGGGGUGGAAAGCCUGCUAAUCCUAGGCACCGCUGUUUCUCGUGGGGUUCUAGGUACUCAGAGAAAUAUGUGGCUGAUUUUUACAUAUCAGACUUUCAAUCUGGAUUAAGAGCGUUGGUGAAAGUUGGUUAUGGAGCUAAGGUUGCCCCUUUUGUUAAACCAGCUACUGUUGUGGAUAUAACGAAAGAAAACAGAGAGUUGUCUCCAGGCUUUUUAAGCUGGCUAGCUGAUCGCAGUCUCUCUAGUGAUGAUCGUGUAAUGCGUCUCAAAGAAGGAUAUAUUAAAGAAGGAAGCACAGUAAGCGUGAUGGGAGUUGUCCAGCGCCAUGACAAUGUUCUUAUGAUAGUUCCAUCAGCGGAGCCAGUCUCAACAGGGUGCCAAUGGUCCCGUUGCCUCCUCCCAACCUACGUUGAUGGUCUUAUAUUGAUGUGCGAUGAUAAUCAGAAUGCCGAUGUGAUUCCUGUAUAGAUGUUUGGAAAUUGAAUGCCACGAUGAGUAAAUAUUUGAAGGGUGAGACUGAUGUAACAAAUUGCAUACCAGUAGACCAUUCUUCUUUUCUUUUCCCCAAUUUAGGUGUGUAAAUUGGCCUAGAAGAGGCUUAAAGGUCACAUAGUAACUAGUCAAUAUGCGUUUUAAGAGUUGUAGAUUUUUAAAGAGAUCCAUAUGUAGAAACGAGUUCGUCUGUGAAGAAGAAAGUUGUAUAAUGAGAAUGCUACGCCUUGUGAUUUUUGGCUGAUUUUAUGUACAUAAACUCAUAGAGGUGCCCUAAAAAGGGUUCGGAAAUGGUUGCUUGGUUGUGCUAAAUUUUAGUACGGAAAAUAGAGUUGAGUAUUCUUUUCGUGUU
This is a messenger RNA of Humulus lupulus (European hop), 1786 nucleotides long. RefSeq lists its product as uncharacterized. The record is from RefSeq and is a predicted model, not a curated record. The transcript is spliced from 4 exons. Bases 97 to 1410 code for a protein of 437 amino acids. NCBI's taxonomy places the organism in Eukaryota, Viridiplantae, Streptophyta, Magnoliopsida, Rosales, Cannabaceae.